Molecule: messenger RNA, 3481 nt
Organism: Xiphias gladius (swordfish)
Lineage: Eukaryota; Metazoa; Chordata; Actinopteri; Istiophoriformes; Xiphiidae
Gene: dis3
Product: DIS3 exosome endoribonuclease and 3'-5' exoribonuclease
Exons: 21
Coding region: 322-3180 (952 amino acids)
Biological process (GO): rRNA catabolic process
Cellular component (GO): nuclear exosome (RNase complex); cytoplasmic exosome (RNase complex)
Molecular function (GO): endonuclease activity; 3'-5'-RNA exonuclease activity; RNA binding
Source: RefSeq, a predicted model, not a curated record
CUCCUAUUCUGCCUUGUUUUCAUUGAAAAAAGCAUAGGAUGGCCAACCAAAAUUAUCCGCAGACUUACUUUACAUAAAUAUCGCAAAUGUUUUUAUACGUAACGUGUUUAAUAUUUUUUAACAUGCUUUUAUAAACAGAGAUUAACAUACGUGAUUGUAAAUGAACAUCUGAAAUCGGACUUUACGUGUUUCUCAAAACUCUGGGAAGGUUUUGUUGGCCCACUGAGCUAGUUCACACAUGGGCAGCUAACUACCUGCUUGCCAUCAGAGGGUAGGGCGAACAACAUCGGGAUUUAACUUUUAGAAGCUCUUGUCGUCGUCAUGUUGAAAUCUAAAACCUUCGUUAAGAAGACGCGGUCGGGUGGGGUGAUGAAGAUAGUGCGUGAGCAUUACUUGAGAGACGAUAUCUGGUGCGGGAGCGAAGCUUGCACUGAGUGCAAACAGGACUCCACGGUGCUGCAGAAGGACGCGUGUAUUGAGAGCAAUCUCUGCUCUUAUCCUCAUUAUCUGGUCCCUGACACGAACGUGGUGCUCCAUCAGAUUGACGUGUUGGAGGAUCCUGUGAUCCGUAAUGUGAUUAUCCUACAGACUGUGCUGCAGGAGGUACGCCACCGCAGUGCACCUGUCUAUAAACGCCUGAAGGACAUCAUACAUGAGAAAGAGAAAAACUUCUACACCUUUACCAACGAACACCACAGAGAGACAUUUAUUGAACGCGAACCAGGGGAGAGCGCCAAUGACCGUAAUGACCGUGCCAUCCGUGUGGCAGCCAAGUGGUACAGCCAGCACUUGAAGACGUCUGAGUCUGGCACAGAUGGGCUCAAGGUGGUCCUCCUCACCAAUGACCAAGGGAACAAGCAGAAGGCAGAGGAGAGCGGACUGCUGGUGUACAAAUGUGAAGAGUACAUCAAGAGUCUGAUAGCGAACCCUGAGCUUGUGGAUCGUCUGGCAUUGUCCAAUUGUGACAAGAAGGAGAUCACUAGCAGUAAGGUGUUAUUCCCAGAGCACCUCCCUCUGUCCAGGAUCCAAGCAGGAAUUAAGAGUGGCUCCUUCCUCCAGGGCACCUUUAGAGCCAGCAGGGACAACUAUCUGGAAGCCACGGUCUUUGUGCAGGGAGAGGGGGAAGACAGCACAGAGGUUCUCAUCCAGGGUCUUCAGAACCUCAACAGAGCAGUGCACCAAGAUGUGGUUGCUGUGCAGCUGCUGCCGCGGGAUCAGUGGGUGGCGCCCUCCUCAGUCGUUCUGCAGGACGUAGGCACAGCAAAGGAUGAUAAUCCUGAAGAAGAGGAGGAGGAGAAAGCGCAGUUGAGGAUAUCAGCGGCCGAAGCAGCCAAGAAACCCACAGGUAAAAUAGUGGGCAUCAUCAAAAGGAACUGGAGGGCAUUUUGUGGCAUGCUCAAUGCUUCCCAGAUUAAAGAGUCAACCCGCCACCUUUUCACCCCGGCAGACCGCCGUAUCCCACGCAUUCGCAUUGAAACACGUCAGGCGUCCACACUGGCGGGCCAGAGGAUCAUGGUUGCCAUUGAUGGCUGGCCCAAAGACUCCAGAUAUCCAAAUGGUCACUUUGUGCGCAGUCUGGGCAGUGCAGGGGAGAAGGACACAGAGGAGGAGGUUCUGCUACUGGAGCAUGACGUCCCACACCAGGCCUUCUCUCAGGUUGUGCUCGGUUUCCUUCCCAAGAUGCCAUGGGCCAUCACACCAGAGGACAUGGUGAGGAGAGAGGACCUGAGGCAUCUGACAGUGUGCAGUGUGGAUCCUCCAGGAUGCACAGAUAUAGAUGAUGCUCUGCAUUGCAGAGAGCUGGAAAAUGGAAACCUUGAGGUGGGGGUCCACAUCGCUGAUGUCAGUCACUUCAUUAGACCUGGCAACGCUCUUGACAAAGAGGCUGCCAACCGUGGCACCACUGUCUACUUGUGUGGCAAGAGGAUAGACAUGGUUCCUGAGCUGCUCAGCUCCAAUCUUUGUUCUCUACGCUCCAACGUGGAGAGGCUGGCUUUCUCAUGUAUCUGGGAGAUGAACCACGAGGCUGAAAUUUUAAAGACACGGUUCACAAAAAGUGUCAUUAACUCAAAGGCAUCUCUGACCUACGCUGAGGCCCAGAUGAGAAUCGAUGACACAACCAAGAAUGACAAUAUCACCAAGAGCCUGCGGGGUCUCAACAAACUAGCCAAAAUCCUCAAGAGGCAGAGGAUAGAGAAAGGGGCAUUGACGCUGUCAUCCUUAGAGGUCCGUUUCCACAUGGACAGUGAAACCCACGACCCCAUUGACCUCCAGACCAAAGAACUCAUGGAGACGAAUUCCAUGGUGGAGGAGUUCAUGUUGCUGGCCAAUAUUUCAGUUGCCCAGAAGAUUUAUGAUGAAUUUCCAGAGUGUGCUUUACUGAGGAAACAUCCAGCGCCGCCUCCAUCUAACUACGACAUCCUGCUCAAGGCUGCAAAGUCCAAGGGUGUGGAGAUCCACACGGAUUCAGCCAAGGCACUUGCUGACUCUCUUGACGUGGCCAAAGUGGAAGGCUUCCUGUACUUUAACACGCUACUGCGCAUCUUGGCCACUCGCUGCAUGAUGCAGGCAGUCUAUUUUUGUUCUGGCAUGGACAGCAAUUUCCACCACUACGGCCUUGCCUCACCCAUUUAUACACACUUCACGUCACCUAUUAGGAGGUAUGCAGAUAUCAUAGUACACCGCCUGCUGGCAGUGGCCAUAGGAGCAGACAGCACCUACCCAGAUUUGAUGGACAAACAUAAGCAGUCCGCCCUCUGCAACAACCUCAACUACAGACAUAAAAUGUCUCAGUACGCACAGAGGGCAUCUGUGGCCUUCCACACACAGUUGUUCUUCAAGAGCCGAGGCAUACUUAACGAAGAGGGAUUUGUUCUGUUUGUGAGGAAGAACGCGAUCAUUGUACUCAUCCCAAAGUUUGGCCUGGAGGGAACAGUCUUCUUCGACACAAAAGACAAAACUAUCCCAAACCUUGUUUUUGAUGAAGAGGGUCCCACUCUGAAGGUGGAGCAGCACACCUUCCACAUAUUUGACAAUGUGAAGGUCACAAUCAGCCUAGACGACUCCAAUAUUCAGCACCAGAAGAUCCGCAUGGCUCUGAUUGACCCUGUGAUCCCUGGUGUGAGUGUUCCAGCCCCAGAUGUUGAACCAAAGGCCAAGAAACCAAAACUGGACCACUGACACAGAAAGCCACAGAGUAAUUCACCCAAACCACCAUCUGAUCUUCCAGAUCAAGAAAUCGUACAAGUCUAUAAAAGAGCCAGUUUGGACUCUGUGAUGCAUUGACACAGUUAACUGUUGUACUUUGAGCAAGUAUUCCCAUUUUAUUACAUUUGCCACAGUGAAACCACUCUUCUCUUAUACUUAUUUUAUAUGACUUAAAACACAUGUUGAUACAGAGACAAAGACAGGUUCAAGUCAUAAAUGCAGUAUAACUUGUCAAAUAAGAGUGAAGCAGGCAACUCAAUCAUCGUUUUUUUUU